GGAUCAAGCAACGUGGGAACUGGGAAGGUACGCGCAGAUUGAUGGUCUGUGCACAUGCUAAGCUGGUCUUUGAGCUCGAUUGAUUGAUGGACCGGCGGGCGCUUCCAACUUGUGCUAAUCUUUCAAGCCCGUGAAUUAAAUCCCACCAACAUCAGUCGACUGCCAGCAGCUGCGGGACUGCAUCGGGCGCCAAUCGCAGCUAGACACCUUGUCCUUCUCCAAGCUUGAAAUCAAAACAACAAGGCGCUAUCCGCCCUUCCAACCACGAUUUCGCGAAGCAACAAACCCUCUCCCUUUUCGCAAGCUCGAGUCUUGCGACUUGAUAACUGAAUUUCGUGAUGGUUGCGCCGGCUGUACCCGAAAUCACCGAGGAGAUCCUCCACGAGGCCAUUGAUGCCCGCACAGAUCAGUUGAUCGCCUUGCGCGAGCUGGGCCCUCCAGACCUUGUCCACCUCACAAAACAACAGACACGGAGCCCUGGAAAGCAGAUUGGCGUCUACCACCAUGUCACAGGUGUCGACGCGUCAUCCUCGGCGAGCUUGGCGGCAUAUAUCAACACACUCACCUACAAAGACCAUGGCCAGGCUGCAACAACCAAGAUAGUCCAGGGAGUGUACUGUUGCUACAAUGCGCUAUCUCGCAUUGAUAUGCGAGUACACGUCACUAUCCCGGGUUCGGUCGAAAGCUAUGGUGUUGAUGAGAGGGGAGAGAAGCGGAAGGCUACCGACGAGCUAUGGCUGGAGACGUACCUCUGCAGCGUUCUGCGCGCCUACUCAUACGCGGACGACGGCAGUGGAGAGACCAUCAGGAAGAUAAUGGGCGUUCGCAGAUUCAAUCCCGUCACCAGCACGGAAACUGAGCAUCGAUUCCUCAGCGCUGCCGAGCAACUAUUCUUCAGAGGUUGGCAACUUGGGUCGGACUCGACUGUCCAAGUUCCCAACGUUGUCUCUAAUCACUUGGCAAGUGGUCUCCUGAGAUAUUUCCAGACGACUGGAAGGUUCGUCUCAGGUAUCAACCUUUUCGAGAAGUUGAGGUCACAAAAUGUUGAGGUUGCGUCAUUGCUCUCCAAGGUGCUUUUCUUGGGCAACGAGGAGGUGAAGGGUGUGCGCGUGCUGCAUCAAGCCUUGCAGGAAAUUCCUAUGGACUAUGUUAUGCUUGACGCUCAGGCAGAAUUCUUGCUGAAGAAGGCCAAGACCGCCACUACCCCUGAGCAGAAGGAGGAGAGGUUACGAAUGGCACUGGCUUGUGCCGAUAGGAGUACGAUUGCGGCACCGAGCGAGUUUGGCACGUGGGCCCGGCUGGCCGAGGUAUACGUUGCGAUGGAGGACUGGGAAAACGCCCUGACAAUCCUCAACUCAUGCCCAAUGUUCACCUACCAGGACAAGGACGCACCUCUGAUGCCGGAGCCCAAGGACGUUUAUUUGCCCACCUUGGUCGAGACACGAUUGGACGAGAUCGACAGCGAGCCAGAGGGUAGGUACAAUGAGCAGGUCGCUGAGCCACUUCUUAACUUGCGGGCAGCCGGUUACAGGGGUACUUUCAAGCACGCCUACAAGAUUCUGACCGAGAUGACUUCAAAGAUUGGAUGGGAUCAGUUGCUCAAGACCAGGAGUAUUGUGUUCGUAAUGGAAGAUGAAUACCAUAUGGAGAGGACAGAAGUGAGGGACUCGACUCAGGAACGUAGCGCGAGCACCGACGGUCUUCGGGGAUCUUCUCCGAACAACACCAAUACCGCUGCUGCUCAGGACGGUGAGUCUGACACAGACUCUCACAUUGAGACAGGGCCCGCGGAAAAGGCCGACUCGGCGGCGCCGAACGGGCAGGGCCUGGAAAAGCCGCUGACCACUGCUGAUCCUUCCGAGGUGAAAGAGGAUCAGGAGAAUGGCAUCGUACCGAGCGAUCAUUCCAAACUGAACAACAAGCGUCUUUGUGAACGCUGGCUAGACAGCUUGUUCAUGGUACUUUACGAGGACCUUCGGCAAUAUACAAUUUGGCGCACACAAAUGGCGCAACUCAAGCUGCAAUCUUUGCAGUACAAAAAGUCAGCCGAGGAAUGGGAGAUACUGGGAGCGCUGGCCGAGCGCCUUCACCACACAGAUGAGGCUGUCGAGGCGUACCGGGCCUGUCUGAGCCAACGAUUUAGCCCCAAGGCUCUCACAGGCAUACUACGAGCCUAUGAACGGAAGCCAAACAGCACCCGCGACACAGUGGCCGCGGUGAUUAGGCUUGUCACCUGGCAAUACCGUUGGUACUCGGAGUUCUCUCCCGAGCUACUCAACACUAUCCGGUCACUCAUCGAGGAUGAGGGCGCCGUCAAGGUCCGCAGCAUUAUCCAGGCUACGAGCCUGCCGCAGAACGUGCUUGACCUAACGCACCACUACGCCGCCCUUUGUGCAACAUUCCGCAGCAGCGGAACGGAAGGCUAGCCGUAGGGUUAUCUUGUGUAUUUAUGACUUUACUGGUCCACAGUCAGCUUUCUCAGAGGUGUGAAAAAAAAAGAAAAUGCGCAUUUACGUUUUGUGGGCGGCUUUUUCCCGCAUUAAAUAAACAUUUCGGGUUCUUUUCACAGGGCUAGCGGUCACGGGAGGCUUUUUGACAGAUGAAGGCAAUGAUUUAUACUACAGAUUCGGCAGAACUCGGUGAACUCCUUGGUCUUGCUCUAGACGGAUAACCAAUACAUUUUACGCAACGGGCUCCAUUGUUAUAUGCUCUAUCUUAUACACAUUAUUGAC
This is a messenger RNA of Pyricularia oryzae 70-15, 2732 nucleotides long. Its product is annotated as bud site selection protein 7. NCBI's taxonomy places the organism in Eukaryota, Fungi, Ascomycota, Sordariomycetes, Magnaporthales, Pyriculariaceae. Gene Ontology annotation, biological process: Golgi to plasma membrane transport. Bases 339 to 2426 code for a protein of 695 amino acids. Gene Ontology annotation, cellular component: exomer complex. Gene Ontology annotation, molecular function: protein binding. The record is from RefSeq and is a predicted model, not a curated record. The transcript has 6 exons.